This is a messenger RNA of Nelumbo nucifera (sacred lotus), 1896 nucleotides long. RefSeq names its product pectinesterase 2-like. Lineage: Eukaryota; Viridiplantae; Streptophyta; Magnoliopsida; Proteales; Nelumbonaceae. The record is from RefSeq and is a predicted model, not a curated record. Gene Ontology annotation, biological process: cell wall modification. Gene Ontology annotation, molecular function: enzyme inhibitor activity; pectinesterase activity.
AGAGUCCAUCGAGUCUCCAUGUAAAUUAACCCAGCCAAAAGCCUAGCUGAUCCUCACACUGACACACCCCACAUUCAGUAUCCACCCAAAACAGAGAAGAGAAGAGUUUCCGGCCAUGGCGCUCCCUCUUAUUCUAACACUUGUAUUUAUUUCCUUCCUUUUGUCUCCAGGAUACUCUGAUCACAUUCCCCCCAACGUAAAGUUGUGGUGCAGCCAAACACCUUACCCCCAACCUUGUGAUUUCUAUAUGAGUCACAACCCUCGUUCUUCCGGACUAAAACGUCAUUCCGACUUCAAUAGAUUGUCAAUGCAGAUUGCUUUGGAUCGAGCCCUUCGGGCAGAAAACAACAAUAUGAUGCUUGGGCCCAAGUGCCGGAAUCACCAGGAGAAGGCCGCAUGGGUCGAUUGUCUUGAGCUCUACGAGAACACCAUCAUUCGACUGAACCGCACUGUCAACCCCAGUGCCAGUUGCACUGAUGUUGAUUUCCAAACAUGGCUUAGCACCGCCCUCACCAACCUUGAGACGUGCCGCAAUGGUUUCAUGGAGCUUGGUGUCACAGACUACGUCUUGCCUCUUAUGUCCAACAAUGUAUCCAAGUUAAUUAGCAAUAGCCUUGCAAUUAACAAACCUCCACCUAGUCCACAAGCAUAUACAGAAGGGUUCCCUAGCUGGGUGAAACCCGGGGACCGAAAGCUCUUGCAGACGUCUUCUCCGACGUCGCAGGCAAACCUUGUGGUGGCGCAAGAUGGGUCGGGCAACUUUAAGACAGUUAACGAGGCAAUUAGUGCUGCGUCAAAGCAAAAGAGGAGCGGCAGAUUUGUGAUUUAUGUCAAGGCGGGGACCUACAAGGAGAACCUGCAGAUAGGAAACAAGCUCAACAAUAUUAUGCUUAUUGGCGAUGGCAUAGGAAAGACUGUAAUCACCGGAAGCAAGAGCGUCGGAGGAGGCUCCACCACCUUCAACUCUGCUACCGUUGCUGUGCUGGGGGAUGGAUUCAUUGCCCGUGACAUCACAUUCCGGAACAGUGCUGGACCAGCAAACGGCCAAGCGGUGGCGCUCCGCUCGGGGUCUGAUCUCUCCGUUUUCUACCGAUGCGGUUUCGAAGGAUAUCAAGACACUCUCUAUGUCCACUCUAACAGACAAUUUUACAGAGAAUGCGAUAUAUAUGGUACCGUUGAUUUCAUAUUUGGGAAUGCAGCUGUUGUCUUCCAGAACUGUAACAUGUUUGCUAGGAAGCCCAAGAACAGCAUCGUUACUGUGACAGCCCAAGGUCGGAGUGAUCCCAACCAGAACACAGGAAUCGUGAUACACAACUCUAGAAUAACAGCCGCUUCGGACCUAAAGCCAGUUCAGAGCUCCGUCAAGACAUACCUUGGAAGGCCAUGGAGGCAAUAUUCUCGAACCGUCGUCCUCAAGACGUUCCUCGAUAGCUUGAUUCAGCCGGCCGGUUGGUUGCCGUGGAGUGGAAGCUUUGCUCUCAGUACAUUGUACUAUGGAGAAUAUCAGAACACAGGGCCCGGUUCGUCGACGGCGAACCGAGUGAAAUGGGGUGGCUAUCAUGUCAUCACCAGUGUAACCGAAGCAUCCAAGUUCACCGUAGGAAGCUUCAUCGUUGGCGGUGCAUGGCUACCAGCCACCAACGUUCCUUUCACUUCCGGCCUUUGAAUUGCUCUAACGUAGCGUGGAAAUUCAGCCAAUUACAAUAAGUGAGAAGUCUCACCACAGAAGCAAUUAGAAAAGAACUUCUGCGGCCUAUUUUCAUGGUGCGUCGAGUAGUAUUGACCUGUAACAUAAAUAAAAUUCUCUCCGAAAGAGAAAUUUCAUUCUUUAUGAAUUAUUAAUGUAACUUACAACAGAUUUCAAAUAAUGCUUAGUAUUAUAAUUAUAUUUUUAUA